UCAUGUGAGUAUGGGAAUCAUAAUUUUACGUGGCUUUUGUGCCGGUUGCCAGAUGACAAACAAAGAAAGGAAGAGUUUGGCCAUUUUAGGAGUGAAUGCUUGCGAUGCCUCCAAGCCAUUCAAGAGAAGAAUAUUAUACAUGGGAAACUGCAGCCAUUGCACUUUAUAAUGACUUUGGACAACGCUAGGUAUCCGGGACAGAACAUUCAUGCCACAAAUUAUCGUCUAAAGUUAUCUUGCUUUGGAAUCAACGAAUAUCAGGACGGGAGAGAAUUAGACCCCUCUAUCUACUUGGCACCCGAAGUUAAAAGGCACCCAAUCAAUGUCAGUAAAGCUUCAGAUGUCUACAGUAUUGGUGUAAUCUUGUUGCAACUCUGGUUCAGAAGUACGGAUUGUCUAUUUAAAGAGCAAUAUGGCAGGCUACAUUUCAAACUACCUACCGAUACAAAGGUAGCCGAGAAAAUUGAGCAGUGUUUGAAACUGAACCCACGUGAUCGACUAGUUGUUUAGACCACAUUAGUUCACGAGUCAUUUAGGAGAAAAAUCCUUUAAUGUCUGAAACUAUUUAAUGAACUCUAAGCUGCGUGCCCAGGAAAUGAUAACGUUUGAACUUUGAACUCAAAUAUUCACUAUGUAACUCGUUUUACGGGCAUACUACUUGCAUUUGUAAGCUCGUGACAAUAUGUCGACAAUUAAUCAAAGUUUGAAUCAGAAUGCAGCAGUUGAAACGAAAACCACUAGAAUCAAGUUUUGCUGUAAAAUUACAUAUUGACAUAUACGACUACACUGACAACUCAAUAGUAAGACUUGAAAUAUGUGUAUAUAUGUUUAAGAGUACAAAACAGAGAAAAUGUAGUUAGGAUAACCAGAACGCCAUCGUGGAAGGAAUCUAUAACAAAACAAUAAGCAUUGGCAUUGUGUACAUUUAUACUUGUAUCUUAUUUGGAUUUGCAAUAAAUCGUCACUACUGAAGAUAUGCCAGUCAACUUAUUCGGGGACAGUGCCUGCUACUUCCGUCAGUUUUGGAUUCGAUUUGCUAAUUCAGUUUGUGACGUUACAUGUGAUCCCCAUACAAUUGACUCCAUAAUUAUGCUUAUUGGUAUUAAUUGUACAAUUGUAGUCAAUAAUAUUCCAUUAUUUGUGUAAGAAUAGAUAUUUAAAUCCAUGCUAUGUCACUAGAAAAGUAUAUGAUCAAGAUUUUUGUCUAAGGUAGAAGAUGUGAUAGUAUGUCUCAUAUUGAGGCCUAGCGCUUUUCAAAUUUAACGUAUAUAUUCUUAAUACGACUUUUUAAAUAAAUUUAUUGCUGUUUUACAACGUGUGUUUAAAGAAUGAUAAGAUGUUUAACCUAUGUUUCGAAAAGAGGAGAAAUGUUCAUAUGAGAUAUGUUUUUUUCUAAGAACAAUUGUCUCUUUACGUCAUGCCACAAACACCAAGGACCUCAACAGAAAAAGGGAGCUGGCUCUUUAUUGUGUUAUCCUUGGUAUUUUGGAGCAUUUCAUGGGUUUUAUGAGCGCAUGAUAUAGUAUUAUACAUUAAAAUUUUCAUUCUUUUCUAUGUAAUGUUGUGAGCAAUGUGAUAUGUUUUUCCUUUGUCGAAAUAAACAUAUCAAUCGAAA
Messenger RNA from Mya arenaria, 1615 nucleotides. RefSeq lists its product as uncharacterized. The transcript is spliced from 4 exons. Lineage: Eukaryota; Metazoa; Mollusca; Bivalvia; Myida; Myidae. Gene Ontology annotation, biological process: protein phosphorylation. Gene Ontology annotation, molecular function: ATP binding; protein kinase activity. The coding region runs from base 169 to 510 and encodes 113 amino acids. The record is from RefSeq and is a predicted model, not a curated record.